Copidosoma floridanum is the source of this 2245-nucleotide messenger RNA. RefSeq names its product Actin-related protein 2/3 complex, subunit 2 (gene Arpc2). The record is from RefSeq and is a predicted model, not a curated record. NCBI's taxonomy places the organism in Eukaryota, Metazoa, Arthropoda, Insecta, Hymenoptera, Encyrtidae. Gene Ontology annotation, biological process: actin filament polymerization; Arp2/3 complex-mediated actin nucleation. Gene Ontology annotation, cellular component: Arp2/3 protein complex; actin cytoskeleton. Gene Ontology annotation, molecular function: structural constituent of cytoskeleton; actin filament binding.
UCCCACUCGUGGGCAAUGAUUGCAAAUCGUGGUUGAUGUGUUGAUCCUAUGAUGGCUUGCUGGUUAUUGUAACGAUUGAUUUUCCACAUCGAUUUUUCGCCUAGCUUGUGUAUUAUGUACACAAGUUUUUCAUAUUAGUUCGUUCAAUUGGAUCGUCCUGUCAAUUUUUCAAGUGUAUACAACGCUUCGCUUCUACGCGAGGUCGUCCUCUUUACAGUUUACUACUUCAAAGAGUGUGUGAGGCUUAAAGCCAACCCCGUUAGCCAACUAUGAUUCUGCUCGAGAUUAAUAACAGGAUAAUCGAGGAGACUCUGACAAACAAAAUAAAAAAUGCACUAGCCGGAGGGAAACUCGAAUCAACAGACAUGAAGGUAGCAGACUUUGAUGGCGUUUUGUUUCACAUUUCUAAUCUAAGCAAGGACAAAUCAAAAAUCAGAGUAAGUGCGAUGCUUAAGUUUUAUAAGCAACUACAAGAACAUGGAGCUGAUGAAUUACUGAAAAGAGAAUAUGGAUCUUAUCUUGUGGAACCGGAAACAGGUUACAGUGUUACUGUUAUGAUUGACCUCGAAAAUUUACCUCAAGAUUGGGAAGGCUUAGUGAAAAAAAUUGGACUACUAAAAAGGCAUUGUUUUGCUAGUAUAUUUGAAAAAUACUUUGAUCACCAAGAAAAAAUAAGUGAAUCACAAGAAGAUACUAGUAAAAAUCCACAAAAAGCCAUAAUUGAAUACAGAGAUCAAGAAAUUAUAUAUGUUGAAGCAAAAAGUGACCGAGUCACUGUAAUAUUUAGUACAAUAUUUAAAGAUGUUGAUGAUAUGGUGAUUGGUAAAAUGUUCUUGCAAGAACUGAAAGAAGGAAGGAAAGCAAGUCACACAGCACCUCAAGUAUUAUUUAGUCACCGUGAACCACCUCUAGAAUUGCAAGAUGCUGCCAUAACUGUGAGCGACUGUGUUGGUUUUAUAACGUUUGUUUUGUUUCCAAGACAUACAAACAAAAAUGCGCGUAGCAAUACAAUCGACCUUAUCCACAUGUUUAGACAUUAUCUACACUACCACAUAAAGUGUAGUAAAGUCUACAUCCACUCACGGAUGCGCACCAAAACUUCUGAUUUUCUCAAAGUAUUAAACAGAGCUCGCUCUCAACCGAAAAAUCAGGAGAAAAAGACAAUUACGGGUCGAACGUUCAUUCGAAAAGAAUGAGCGUCUUUCGUUAGACAUGGAAAACGCUAACAUCAUCAAAAACGAAAGAACAUAACGACGAUCAAAGUAUUGCCUCGGGUGACAUUUGCUAGAAAAAUUUGUGGUUUAAAGCCAUGCUUUAAGAGGAGAGCUGGUCUUGAUCCCGUAGGUUUUUUAAGCAUGUGAAGAGCUGGUUGCCUUCUGACGGACAGGCGUUAAAUCCACAUGAAUUUUUAGAGCGAUACAGGUUAUAUUAAAUAAUUUAAAAAAGUAAUAAAGAUUUAAAGUCACACAGUGUGUGCUGAUCCUCUCGUAAAUCAACUAACCGUGGUUCAUUGCAAUACUUAUCUAACAAAUUAAAUGAAAAUCGAUGUAUAACUCGCAUAAACUACGUUAAAAUAGACUGUUAAGUAGGAUCUCUUAAAUAAUGAUACGACGUACAAUCACAAGAUUUGCAGAUUUUCGUGAGUCUUAGAUUGCUGUUGCGAGUGAGUGAAGGAAAUCCUUAUAAACCCGUUACAUCGUGUUGUUCCAUUUUCAUUAACUUUAUCAGCUUAGUUUUACACCCAGCCAUGCAUUUAUUGUUUGAUAAAAUUAUUUUUCGACAUAUGUUGCAAUUGUAAACUUGUUACUAUGACUUUUUUUUUUUUUUUUUUUUUUCAUCACAAAGUUUUGCAUUUUACGACCAUAGCCGAGGCUCUUCGCCUUGAGGACGCUUGUGCAGCGUAUCAUUGUUUACCUGACUCCCUGCUCCAAAGAGUGAAAAAGUGCACAAAGCGAGUCAUUUUAUAGGUCGGGGUGUAAUUUUUCCAUUGUUUAAUUAGAUGAACUAGAUAGGACAUAUAAUUUUUUUCUUAACUUUUCGAUUGCGUCGUGCUGUCGAUUUAGCCUGUAUCGAUUGUUAAAUAACAAAAAGUCACAUGAAUAAUUGAUUUUUAAUUACUAAAAUCAAAGGCCCACAUUUUAACAGACUAAUUAAAGACCGAGAAGAUGCAAGUGAAAAAAAAAGAGGAGAAUUUAACGAUGUGUUAAUAAAUAAAAAUACGAGUUAGUGUCGCAAGCACGUAACA